Truncatella angustata is the source of this 693-nucleotide messenger RNA. RefSeq lists its product as uncharacterized. The transcript is spliced from 5 exons. Lineage: Eukaryota; Fungi; Ascomycota; Sordariomycetes; Amphisphaeriales; Sporocadaceae. The record is from RefSeq and is a predicted model, not a curated record. The coding region runs from base 1 to 693 and encodes 230 amino acids.
AUGGCCAAGGCACUGAGGAGGUCUAACCGAACGGACACAACUAGAGCCAAUAAUGCUCACAACCCCUUUGCAAUCACCGAUGAAGAACGUCGUCUACUUCACUUUCCCAGUACAGAGGUGGGAGCCAUCAAUUUGACUACCGUCACAAAUCUUAUGGCGGAGCUUCUCAACUGCGCUACAGAAUCAGCCAGUGUGCUCACUGAUGCUGAGGUUGAAUUGUUAAUGAUGAUAUGCCUGGAGAGUACAAAUCCAGAACAUUACCUUCGAAGCAGUCAUCUGCUCGCCGUCUAUGAGGGUUGCUGCGCUCUGUUUCUUCAAGCCUCUGCGGUACCACUUACCAAAACUAUCCCGACAGCCCCAACUACCUCCCUUUUAGCUACCAUCAAGAUGUACUCCUCAAUUGUUCUUAUCAUGACAUUGGCUCUUGCAGGCAUCACCAUUGCAACUCCAACUUGGGUCUCCGGCCGUGCGCCUCUCGGUCAAAUGGUCAAGCGCAAUGAGUGGUGCAACGGCACUUACGACAGCGCACCCUAUUGGGGUAUUUGCACCAAUAAUUGUCAGUUCAAGCCUGCCAUCUCAGGUUGUGUCUUACAGGAUUGGGAUUGCAUCAACGAGUGCUAUUGCCACUGCAGUAUAAAGUUCUGCCAUGGUGGCAAGCCCGCGAACAAUGGCACAGGAGGUAUCUGGAAAUGA